UGCGUACUCAAACAGUGUGUGCGUAAUGGCUGCUUGAGUGAAUUUAGAUGCUCCGUCUCUUAUGCUUUUGAUUUGACCAUGACAAACGGAUAACGUCGAGACAUCGGUGCUAAAAAUGGUUUAUACUCAUCCAGAGACGCAGCCAAAGACGAAAUCUAACAGCUUGAAGUGAUUAACCAACGUUUUAGGUUGAGGCCUGUUCAGUGCCCUGCUGGUCAUGGCGAUGAAGGCCCGUGUGGAGGCGGUUCUAAACGUGGGUCUGCGGAUCCCCAGCAUCAUGCUGCUAGAGGUGCUGUACCGCUGGGACGUCAGCUCCUUCUUCCAGAAAAUACAGAGGAGCAGUCUCAGCAAUAACCCUCUCUUCCAGUACAAAUAUAUUGCCCUGUACCUGCAUUAUGUCGGCUACAUCCUCAGUCUGGUGUUGUUGACUUUACCCCGGCAGCAUCUGGUGCAGCUCUACCUCUAUGUGCUCACAGCUCUUCUGCUCUUCGCUGGACACCAGCUCUCCAGGGAUUAUGUACGUGGAGAGCUGGACUCUGGUUAUGAGGGACCACUUUACCUGGAGCCUCUGACCAUGAACCGCUUUACCACAGCACUCAUUGGUCAGGUCGUGGUGUGUACGCUGUGUUCCUGCGUCAUGCAGACCAAACAGAUCUGGCUGUUUUCUGCACAUCUGCUCCCCCUAGUGGCUAGACUGUGCCUCGUGCCCCUGGAGACCAUCGUCUUCAUCAACCGCUUCUCUAUGAUCUUCACCGGUCUGGAGGUGCUCUACUUCAUCGCCUCCAACCUGCUGGUGCCAUACAAUCUGGCCAAAACUGCCUACAGAGAGCUGGUGCAGGUGGUGGAGGUGUACGGUUUGCUGGCUCUGGGCAUGUCUCUGUGGAAUCAGCUGGUUCUGCCUGUUCUCUUCAUGUGCUUUUGGCUGGUGCUGUUUGCACUGCAGAUCUACACCUACUUCAGCACACGGGACCAGCCGCCCUCCAGAGAGAGGCUGCUCUUCCUGUUCCUCACCAGUAUCGCUGAGUGCUGUAGUACUCCUUACUCUCUGCUGGGGCUGGUCUUCACUGUGUCUUUCGUGGCGCUGGGCGUCCUCACCCUCUGCAAGUUCUAUCUACAGGGAUACAGAGCUUUCAUGAAUGACAACGCCGUGCACAGGGGAAUGACUGAGGGCAUCACUCUGCUGGUCUUGGCUGUUCAGACUGGGCUCAUUGAGCUGCAGGUCAUUCACAGAGCAUUCCUCCUCAGCAUCAUCCUCUUUGUCGUGGUGGCUUCCAUCCUGCAGUCCAUGCUGGAGAUUGCUGACCCUAUAGUUCUGGCACUGGGGGCCUCCAGAGACAAGAGUCUGUGGAAGCACUUCCGAGCAGUAAGUCUUUGUCUUUUCCUGCUGGUCUUCCCUGCUUACAUGUCUUACAUGAUCUGCCAGUUCUUCCGUAUGGACUUCUGGCUGCUCAUAAUCAUCUCCUCCAGCAUCCUCACAUCACUGCAGGUUCUUGGUACACUUCUGAUCUACAUCCUGUUCAUGGUGGAAGAGAUUCGUAAGGCUCCUGUUGAGAACAUGGAUGAAGUCAUCUACUGUGUCAAUGGGACCUACCGGCUCCUGGAGUUCCUGGUGGCCGUCUGUGUGGUGGCCUAUGGUGUCUCAGAGACCCUGUUUGGAGAAUGGACUGUAAUGGGCUCCACCAUCAUCCUGGUUCACUCUUAUUAUAACGUGUGGCUAAGGGCCCAGCUGGGCUGGCAGAGCUUCCUGUUGCGCAGAGAUGCAGUUCACAAGAUCCAAAACAUGCCCACUGCUUCUGCAUUACAACUCCAGCAACAUAAUGACAUCUGUUCUAUCUGCUUUCAGGAUAUGAAGUCUGCUGUCAUCACGCCAUGCGGCCACUUUUUCCACGCUGCCUGCUUAAAGAAGUGGCUGUACGUGCAAGAAACAUGUCCUCUGUGCCACGGCCAGCUCAAAAGCCAAUUACAGCCAACAAGCUCUUCAGGAGCUGCCAAUCAGAACCCAGCAGAGGUGGAACAGGAGGAGGGUGAUCCACAGGUUGAGCUGGACCCUGAGGAAGACACCCAAGCAAAAAACACUCCUCCCAUGCAAACCCCAACCGAGCGAGAGCUUGGAUCGGACUUGCCACCGGGGAGCUCGAAAAUCCAGCCCAAAGAAUGUGAUCCAGCGGCAGAGAGCAGCACCAGCCCAGAUGCUGAUCUGAAUGAAGAUGGUUCCUGCAGCACGUCAGAUGUCCUUUUCUCUUCAUGAGCAAAUGAUAACCCUCAACUCUUAUCAGCCUGUUUAGUGUCACCACAAACACUUCAUAUUGCUGAGGUUGAGGACUGCAUUAGGAGAUGAUAGGGAUGGUUUACCCUAAAAUAGAAGUUCUGUCAUCAUUUACUCACACUAUUUUUGUGGAACACAAAAGAAGAUAUUUAGAAAGUUGUUCCAGCUGCACUUUUCCAUAUAAUUAAAUGGAGUAAAAGGCUGUUUAUGUGGCAGCUUAUCCCACCACAAAAUUAAAAAUAAUGGCUACUAAUUAUGACAAUUUGGACUGCCUCACAAUUCUAAUAGGAAAAAAGUCAAAAUUGCAAAAUAUUAACUCUGGUUUUUUUUUUCCACCAUGGAAUAAAGAGUUU
Molecule: messenger RNA, 2619 nt
Organism: Carassius carassius (crucian carp)
Lineage: Eukaryota; Metazoa; Chordata; Actinopteri; Cypriniformes; Cyprinidae
Product: RING finger protein 145-like
Exons: 11
Coding region: 218-2248 (676 amino acids)
Cellular component (GO): endomembrane system; endoplasmic reticulum
Molecular function (GO): ubiquitin protein ligase activity; zinc ion binding
Source: RefSeq, a predicted model, not a curated record